UUAAAAGAUUUAAAAAAAUCACUUGCUGAUGCACGCUUUUCCAAAAGACACUUCUCUGAAAACGACGCCGUCCGGCACCUCCAUGUCUCCUCCUCCUCGUUCGCACGCCAUCGCCCAUUUCCAUGGAAGCUGACGUUCUUCGCGUACCAUUUCCUACAUGCAACGACUGUGUUUCUUUGGUUGGCCUCCACUCCACAACAUGCGUAGAAAAAAGCUCGUUAUUUCCACGCCAAAUCCCGUUUGACCCUCGUUUUUAAAUACGCGACUUUGCUGUACACGCGAGAAUUCGCGAUUGCUUGAUAUGAUUGUGCUGUCGCUAGUCUGUUCUUGAUUCAGCCUAUUGGAUGAUUAUUUAUUUAUUUAUUUAUUUGUGUUGGAGAAGUUGCUUGAAGAAAAAGCAUCGCGGUGAGAAGAUGGCUCUGCGCAUGGGGGGAAGAGCUUGUGCAGCAUUUGUUUAUAUUAUUCUGAAUUUGUUUCAAAUUUAUGGUGAAAUUCCUACAACCCUUGGAGGACCGUUCAAGCCUGUAACUGCUCCGUUGGAUCAGAGUUUUCGGGGACAUGCAGUGGAUUUACCUGAUACUGAUCCCAGAGUGCAGAGGAAUGUCAAUGGAUUUGAGCCUGAGCAAGUUUCGGUCUCCCUUUCAUCCACUUUCGAUUCCGUCUGGAUUUCUUGGAUUACAGGAGAAUUUCAAAUUGGAGAGAACAUUAAACCCUUGGAUCCAAAAACUGUUGCCAGUGUGGUUCAGUAUGGAAAGUUGAGGUUCCCGCUGAUUCACAAAGCUACCGGAAAAGCACACAUUUACAGUCAGCUUUAUCCUUUCGAAGGCCUCCGAAAUUAUACUUCAGGGAUCAUUCACCGUGUCCGGCUUAAUGGAUUGGAGCCGGAUACAACAUACUACUACAGAUGUGGAGAUCCUUCAAAAUCGGCGAUGAGCAACACUUACUACUUCAAGACAAUGCCGGUUUCUUGUCCAACUAGUUAUCCGGGUAAAAUAGCUGUUGUUGGAGACCUAGGUCUCACCUACAACACCACUUCAACAGUUGAUCAUAUUAUAAACAACGAACCGGAUCUUAUUCUGUUAGUAGGAGAUGUAUGCUAUGCUAACUUAUAUGUUACUAAUGGGACUGGCUCCGAUUGCUAUUCGUGCUCGUUCUCGGAUACGCCUAUACAUGAGACCUACCAGCCUCGUUGGGAUUAUUGGGGAAGAUAUAUGCAGCCCUUGAUAUCUAAAGUUCCGAUCAUGAUGGUUCAAGGGAACCACGAAAUAGAACAGCAAGUUCGAAACCAGACUUUCGUGUCCUUCAGUUCUCGAUUUGCAUUUCCACAUAAAGAAAGCGGAUCGCCUUCUCCGUUCUACUACUCAUUCAACGCAGGAGGCAUACACAUCAUAGUCUUGGGAGGAUAUGUUGCUUAUAACAAAUCAGAUGACCAAUACAAAUGGUUGCAGAAAGAUCUAGCUAGCAUCGACAGGGAGGUGACACCGUGGUUGGUAGCCACAUGGCAUCCACCUUGGUACACAACUUACACGGCCCACUACCGGGAAGCUGAAUGUAUGAGGAUUGCCAUGGAGGACCUACUCUACAACUAUGGCGUCGACAUCGUAUUCAAUGGACAUGUUCAUGCCUACGAGAGGUCGAACAGAGUGUAUAAUUAUACCCUUGAUCCUUGUGGUCCUGUUCAUAUAACGGUUGGUGAUGGUGGCAACAGAGAGAAGAUGGCAGCCAAGCAUGCAGACGAACCGGGCAACUGUCCAGAGCCGUCUACUACACCUGAUGACUUCAUGGGUGGAUUCUGUGCCUUUAAUUUUACCUCAGGGCCAGCUGCUGGCAAGUUUUGCUGGGAUCAACAGCCUGAAUAUAGCGCAUACCGGGAGACAAGCUUUGGCCAUGGAAUCCUAGAGGUUAAGAACAACACACAUGCUCUCUGGUCAUGGCAUCGCAAUCAGGACAUGUACAACAAAGCAGGGGAUCAAGUCUAUAUCGUAAGGCAACCCGAGAGGUGCCCGGUUCAACCCAAGGUUUGUGCAAAGAGAAUGAAAAUUUCUAGGAAAAAAGUCGAUGACAACAUUAGUGUGCUAUCGGGCUUGAGCCUUCGACUAGGCCAUUCAUUGUUUAAAGUGGUUAACUCAAAUUAAAAUGUCUUCCUAACACCAAAAAUGGG
Molecule: messenger RNA, 2161 nt
Organism: Andrographis paniculata
Lineage: Eukaryota; Viridiplantae; Streptophyta; Magnoliopsida; Lamiales; Acanthaceae
Product: purple acid phosphatase 15-like
Exons: 9
Coding region: 345-2135 (596 amino acids)
Molecular function (GO): metal ion binding; acid phosphatase activity
Source: RefSeq, a predicted model, not a curated record